AAUAAAAAGUUGUUGGAGGUAGUGGGGACCCAUGGAGAUUCGAGCGGGACAAGUAAAAGCACAAAAAUGGUAACUUGCCGGAGUAAUGGUGAUGAGAAUUUCUGGAAAAUUAUUAUUCGAUUAGGGCUUAGAAAAAAUAGAAUGGGUCGAAGGAAGUUGGAGAUAAAGCGAAUCGAAUCGAAGAGUAAUAGGCAAAUGACGUUUUGUAAACGCAGCAAAGGUUUAAUGAAGAAAGCAAAAGAAAUUUCCAUUCUCUGUGAUGUCGAUGUUGCUGUUGUUAUAAUCUCUAAUCGUGGCAAGCUCCAUGAAUUCUCCAGCACCAACAGUCUGACAGGGAUCCUUCAACGAUACGAAACCCACGUCGAAGCAGAAAUCCAGGCUGCAGAGCACUCUAAAUACUCAAGCAUGACAACGGGAGAACUACUAGAAGAAACAGAAAGGCAACUCGAGAAAACUAAUGCUGAUGGUCUUACUGUGACUGACCUUAUCUAUUUGGAAAACGAACUUCAAACUUCUCUAAUGCAAAUCAGAUCUAGAAAGACACAUUUGAUGCUUGAAUCUGUUAAGGCUCUUCAUGAGAAGGAAAAACUGCUGCGAAAGGAAAAGAAACAUCUGGAGAAAAAUAGAGCUCGGAUGAAGAAUAACAGAAAAGUGAAUGAAAUGUCUGACCUUCCACCACAGAGGGUGACCCUGAGUUUUCUCUAGUGAUUUAUCAUUGUAUUUGUCAAAUAAAAUAGCCUUUGCAGUGGCUGGCUCCAGGUGAAUAACCGGCGGCACCCUGUAUAAAGUAUCAUUUGUACCUGAAAUACCAAAUCCAGGCAAAGUCUAAAUACUAGUUAUUAUGAUCUUAAAAUUGAAAGGGUGAAGAUGAUCUUCAGCCCACAUGUUUGUGUAUUUUAUAUAUAUAUUC
This is a messenger RNA of Solanum stenotomum, 910 nucleotides long. Its product is annotated as agamous-like MADS-box protein AGL70. Bases 67 to 705 code for a protein of 212 amino acids. Gene Ontology annotation, cellular component: nucleus. Gene Ontology annotation, molecular function: DNA-binding transcription factor activity, RNA polymerase II-specific; RNA polymerase II cis-regulatory region sequence-specific DNA binding; protein dimerization activity. The transcript is spliced from 7 exons. Gene Ontology annotation, biological process: positive regulation of transcription by RNA polymerase II. NCBI's taxonomy places the organism in Eukaryota, Viridiplantae, Streptophyta, Magnoliopsida, Solanales, Solanaceae. The record is from RefSeq and is a predicted model, not a curated record.